Guyanagaster necrorhizus is the source of this 1577-nucleotide messenger RNA. Its product is annotated as TMS membrane protein tumor differentially expressed protein. The coding region runs from base 72 to 1577 and encodes 501 amino acids. The transcript is spliced from 8 exons. The record is from RefSeq and is a predicted model, not a curated record. Lineage: Eukaryota; Fungi; Basidiomycota; Agaricomycetes; Agaricales; Physalacriaceae. Gene Ontology annotation, cellular component: membrane.
GUAAUACCCACAGUUGCCCCUGGCCCCUAACCCUAGACAGAAUUGCUAACUGCCUCCACCAUCACCCAAGCAUGGGUUUGCUUUUCUCCUUCCCCAUUCUGGGAGGCCUAAGUUCCAUUGCGUCGUCAUGCCUCGCUGGACUUGCCUUCUGCUGCACCUCGACAGCCGCAUCCAUGUUCUUCAAGUCUUGUAACUGCAAUUCAUCAAUAGCGACCCGUGUUGGAUUUGCGAUAAUCUUCUGUUUGAAUUCAAUACUCGCCUGGGUAAUGAAGACAGACAUUGCCAUAAAGCAAAUAGAGAAAUGGAGCUACGACUACAUCAAGAUGGACUGCGAAGGCGAUAAAUGCUACGGCGUCCUGGCGGUGCAUCGUAUCUGCUUCGCUCUUGCUCUCGUCCAUACCAUCCUCGGUCUUUCGCUCGUCGGCGUUCGGGACACUCGUGAUAAACGGGCUGCAAUUCAGAACGGGUGGUGGGGCCCCAAAGUCCUCCUUUGGUUGGUCUUCGUCGUCGUUUCCUUCUUCAUACCGAACCCGUUUUUCAUGUUCUGGGGAAAUUACGUGUCUAUGAUUGGCGCCACUCUCUUCAUUCUCCUAGGCCUGGUUCUCCUCGUCGAUUUCGCCCAUUCGUGGUCGGAAACAUGUCUAGACAAUUGGGAGAAUUCUUCUACCGGCUCGAAUUUCUGGCAGUGGGUCCUCAUCGGAUCUACCGCAGCAAUGUACAUCUUCACAAUUACCAUGACGGGCCUCCUGUACGGUUUCUUUGCUGGUUCAGGUUGUACGCUCAACCGCUUCUUCACAUCGUUCAACCUGGCGCUCUCAAUUGUUGUCACAAUCAUGUGUGUUCACCCGGUGGUCCAAGAGUACAAUCCCAGAUCUGGAUUGGCGCAAUCAGGGAUGGUUACUGCUUACUGCACAUACUUAAUUGUGUCUGCUGUGAGCAAUCACACCGAUGAAAACCAGUCGUGCAAUCCGCUGAAUAAUGGGACCGGAACACGUACAGUUGCAGUUGUUCUUGGUGGCGUUUUUACUUUUUUGGCCAUUGCAUAUUCAACCACACGCGCUGCCACACAAAGUCGGGCUUUGGUUGGCAGCAAGAGCAAGAAGACGGGGCCCGUCCAUUUGUCGGGAAGUGACCAUCUAGAUGGCCAUGCAGAGAUGGGCGUCGUGAACACGCAACCUAGUCGUACAGAGUCACCGCGAUAUCAAGCAUUGUUAGCUGCAGUCGAAGCCGGAGCAAUCCCAGCAUCGGCUCUCGACGAAGAAGAGUCGGAUGAUGAAGAAGAAGCUGUCGGUGAAACGCGGGAUGAUGAACGUUCAGGAACUCGUUACAACUAUUCCUGGUUCCAUGUUAUUUUUGCAAUGGCGACGAUGUAUGUAGCCAUGCUACUGACGGACUGGAAUAUCGUAUCCAGCAAACCGAUAUCGACACCUGUGGAUCCAAACUCGGACGUAUACAUAGGGCGGUCUGAAGUGGCGAUGUGGAUGCGAGUCGUGUCUAGCUGGGUGUGCAUGCUGCUGUACAUGUGGAGCCUUCUUGCGCCUGCAAUCAUGCCUGACAGGUUUGCCGAGGAUUACUAG